Molecule: messenger RNA, 1077 nt
Organism: Culicoides brevitarsis
Lineage: Eukaryota; Metazoa; Arthropoda; Insecta; Diptera; Ceratopogonidae
Exons: 7
Coding region: 9-995 (328 amino acids)
Biological process (GO): motor neuron axon guidance
Source: RefSeq, a predicted model, not a curated record
UAAAAAAAAUGGUUCAAAUUCACAAUAUAAUAAAAAUGGAUAACUUUACGCUAAUUGUUGUGAUGCUUUGUACAAUAUUUGAUAAGGCUAUUACGUUACACAAUGUUCGAGUGGAAAUUCCGAGAGCUGUUGAACGAGGCGAGGACGCUCAAUUUAUCUGUCAUUACAGUUUAGAUGCCACACAACAGCUGUAUUCCGUGAAAUGGUACAAAGGUCGCAGAGAAUUUUAUCGUUUUACACCCAACGAGAUACCGCCAAUGAAAACUUUUUCCGUAACAGGAAUUUCGGUUUUUAGAUCCGUAUCAAAUGCAACUCAUCUAACGUUGAGAGCUGUUGAGCCGACAAUAUCUGGCAAAUACUCAUGUGAAGUGUCAGCUGAUGCACCCAGUUUCGAUACGAUGUUAGUCACAGGCGAAAUGGAUGUUGUGGAACUGCCAAGGACAAAGCCGAAAAUAGCUGACAUAAAUAACACAAAAUAUAGGGUAGGAGAUGCAGUGUACGGAAAUUGCACAUCGUAUAAUUCGAAACCGGCAGCAAAUUUAACAUGGCUCAUCAAUAAUGUAACGAUUGGACCCGGAUCUGUUCAAACAGAUAUUAUUGUGAAUGAGACAACCAAGUUGGAGACAAUUACAGUUGGACUAUUUGUUCAUUUGCAACGAGAACACUUUACGCGAGGCAAGGCAAAGAUACAAUGCGUCGCAAAAAUAUUUGAUGCCUAUAUGCAAAGCGAUGAACGGGUGAUUGAAGAAGAUAGGGGCGAUAUGUCUAAUAUGAUUGAUUUAUAUGGACCUAUUGGCGCAUCAUUGUACGAUAGCGACACAAAGGAUGCUUAUAUGACACAUUUUACAUCAACAGCUUCCAUGAGUACGACAACAAAUAUAUUAAUCACAUUCAUUAUGUGCUUCAUGAGUUGCUUGAGCAUCUCAACGAGAAGAAAUAUGUCGUUUUUGCAACUAUCACACUUGAUGACAACAAGAACAAUUAAAGACAGUUAGUUUUAUAGAUAGAACAGUGAAAAGUAAGCAUUUAAUUUAAUUAAACCAUCCCGAGAAUUUGUUGAAUCUAUAAUAAAUUGAG